Molecule: messenger RNA, 342 nt
Organism: Epithele typhae
Lineage: Eukaryota; Fungi; Basidiomycota; Agaricomycetes; Polyporales; Epitheliaceae
Product: transcription initiation factor IIA gamma subunit
Exons: 4
Coding region: 1-342 (113 amino acids)
Biological process (GO): transcription initiation at RNA polymerase II promoter; RNA polymerase II preinitiation complex assembly
Cellular component (GO): transcription factor TFIIA complex
Molecular function (GO): RNA polymerase II general transcription initiation factor activity; TBP-class protein binding
Source: RefSeq, a predicted model, not a curated record
AUGGCAUCGGCGUACUAUGAGUUCUAUCGCGGCUCCUCGAUCGGAAUGGCGCUUACGGACUCGCUCGACGAGCUCAUCACGAGCGGCGCUAUCACCCCGCAGUUGGCCAUGAAGGUGCUGCAGCAGUUCGACAAAUCGCUUGCGGACAUCAUGGUGAAGCAGGUGAAGACGAAGACGACGCUCAAGGGUCACCUCCACACCUACCGCCUCUGCGACGACGUCUGGACUUUCAUAGUAAAGGACCCCACGUUCAAGAUGGAGUCGAACGAGCUAGUCUCUGCGCCGAAAAUCAAGAUCGUCGCCUGCAAGAACGGCGACGCCAUAGAGGCCGGAAAGAAGUAG